This is a messenger RNA of Owenia fusiformis, 3229 nucleotides long. The record is from the annotation of a GenBank genome assembly. NCBI's taxonomy places the organism in Eukaryota, Metazoa, Annelida, Polychaeta, Sabellida, Oweniidae.
AUGGUGAUGGUUGUGCCAGGCAUAAGUCUUGCAAUAGAUACUAUAAAUAGCAUAGAUGCUACAAAUAGCAUAGCAAAAGAUGUGAAGAACUUACUUGUGAGAUUUAUGCAUCUGGUUGACAUCUUCCACAACAACAUGGAACAGAUUGACAGUAAAGAGAUCCAGGAAUGUUGCCAGACAACCUUACAUGACUUCAACCUGUGUAUGUUCUACCAACCAGCUGUGUACAACUUACCUGCAAUCAAGGGCUCCCUUCCUGAUGACAAGAUUACUCACCUUAGCAACGAGCUCAUCUUCAAACUUGUUGUCAUGUGUAUGAUGUGUAUAUUUAGAUUACAAAAGUCAGGAUCCAAGUUAGUCACUGCAGCUAUAGCAUUCACCCUAGCUCUGUUCUCCCAUAUAUUCAACCACACUGGAGAGAGACUGCAGUCAGCCCUACAAGACAAGGAGAAGGCAGUGAUAAACCUCAAACAGGAAAGUCAAGAUGAAAGUGCCAAAACGAGUGAUGAGGAGUUGAACUACCUUCAACAGAUGAAGAAAGAGAUGAGUGAUAACCAUAGAAACACAGAUGCAACAUUAGAGAAACAAAACACACAUGAAACCACUAACAAACGAGAUAAAACUGAACUUGCUCAAGAAAAUAACAAGAAAAAUGAAAAAAAUCUUAAGUCACGUAACAAGAGGAGUGCAAUGUUGCGGAGGCGGAGGAGACGAGGAGCAGGAAGUGAUGACAGUGACCUGUCUGAGGGGGAAGCUGCUCUCAGUGCAGAUAGUGAUGAUUCAGACACUCUGUCAAGUGAUUCGCAGGAUGAUGUCAUAGACUAUCUUAAUAACAACACUGAUUCCGAUGACUCUGAUAACUUGAUGGAGAGCCAGGAGUUCCCUCCAGGUAUUCUCUCAAGAGACCAGCAGAGCCAGCCUGAUGAACAGCUUGGACUAGGGCUAGGUCUGCAUCUCUUAGCUGGUAGCAGUAGUGGUAUGAACUUGAACAGCUCACUCAAUGGCUCAUUAGAUGGUUCCUUCAGCUUGGGUAAUGGGACUCUCUCCAGUGCAAUGUAUGAUCACCUCAAUGACAUGUCAACUGAACUGUUUGCCAGCAAUGGAGGCUUCCUACAGCAGAGUCUAGAUCUGAUGGUGAAUGGUUACAAUACAGUAGAACCAGAGCAGGAUAAGGAACUAAGUGCUAUAGUUCAGGGCAAGAGAGAUGUUAGAGUCCCUCCUGGAUUUGAUCAUGACCCUGAGGCAGAACAUGUUGCUGAGAUAACAGCGAAACUAGCAAACUUUGUGAUAGAGACAGAUACAGACAACAGCUUUCUAACAACUGAUACAGAUAACUCGGCUAUGACAACUGAGAGUGAGAAAGAAACUGACCUGGACAGUGUCAUUGACAGAGAUGAACUGAUUGAGAGGAAAAUACGGAAGUUAAUAGACGUCAUUGGAAAUGAGGAGCUCUUGAUGACGGUUAAGGUGAUCUGUGAUUGGAUGAAAUGUAAUGAGAAAAUUCUUAUUACAUGUUCACAGAGCUCACAGUCAUUGUGGUACAGACUGUCUGUUUUGUUGAACAUGUUACCCACUGAGAAAGAUCUCCUGCAACCAGGUAUAUGUGAUAACUUUACAGUGAAGACUGCACUAGAGAACUGCCAGAUCAGUGACUGGAAGCAGAGCACUCCACUGAGAGAGGACUUGAACUUAGAUCACUUUGUUCCACUCUCCUCCACCCAUAAGGGUCUCAUCUUCACUAUGAGGAGUAGGCUUGACCUUGGAGAACAGGAAGAGUCGUUUAUGAGGCUUUGUAUACUAAGGAAUCAUGGCAGGCACUUUACCACACUCUCUGGUAUAAACUUCACGUUCAAUGAGGAGAAGCACAUGUUCAUAGGGCCAAUCCAAAAAUCUGGCGACAAUGAGAUGGCUCAAGAGAAAAUGGCUGACACGGAAGCAAAGAAGAACCAGCUGAUGAAGGACAUGGCCCAACUUAGAUUACAGGCUGAAGUGAAGCAGCUUGAGGGCACGUUGAAGUCAACUGACCAGCCCAACCUGCCUCCAUACCUGAUACCUGAUGCUACAGCCCUGUGUGAAGGCCUGGCACUGGUCAGACAGAUGGCCAACAGCGCCCGCUUUAUCAUCAUAAUACCAAACUCAGUGAUAGAACACUUGGACUGGUUGAAGAAGGACACAGCAGGAUCAAGAGAUGCAAUACGCUGGCUGGAGGCUGAAAUUAGAAAGGGGAGCAGGUAUGUUAGAGCUCAGAAGACACAUGAAAGAGCAGCACGUACAUUACCUUUGAAAAACCUCAAGAAGAAAGACAAAGAAGCUUGGCGUUUCUACCAAAUUGUUGACUGCUGCAAGUAUUUUGCCCAACAGAGUCCAGAGUAUGAUCCCAAAGGAAUGGUGUCAAUUUUGACCAAGCAGGAGUUAACAAGCCCUGACUUGUCCCCACGUGUACGAAACGCUAUGGCAACAGCCCAACAAGAAGGUGUAACCAUAGAGAAUGUACAUGAGUUCCAUUCUAAAUGGAAGGAAGCUUGGAAAGGUAAAGGUUGAACACUGUUACCAUGGCAACAGGAACCAAGCCCAAAUGCUGUUACUAUGGCAACAAGAAAAUCCCCUAACAGGGGCUUGAGGUAACUUAGAUAAGACCUCAACAUAAACACAACAACAAAUAUGAGUACAACAAAGCAACAAAUAUACAACACUUCAUGCAUCACAAAUGUGAAAAGAAGUCAUAAUGGAUGGAUUUAUGCAUAAACAUUUAAGCAACUUGGCUUAAUGAUUAAGCAUAAUAAGCUUAUAAUAUUGCAGCAGUUGGAGAAACAAACAACAAAACAACAUCUGACUGGUUGUUUGUUUUGAAACAAACAACAUAGCGAUUUUUGCGUGUAUUCAAGCUAGAAUGUGACAAAUAUCUUGCUUAGCUGAAUAACUUGGCAUCAACCAAACUUUAUAGUAGAGAUUAUAAAAAUCUGAAUUAAUUGUUUGAUUUCUAGUGAGUGAUAGACGAUUGUCUUAAAUGUGCAAUUCUCAUGGUUUUGUUAAUUCUAUUAUGUUACUUUUCUGUAACCUAGAGAAGAAAAUAGUUAUGGCAAACAACUACUUCUGACAGAGAAGCCAUUAGAAUGAAUCAGAAUUUUUAGUAUUUAACAUUGUUAUCUUGUCUUUACUUGGACUAGUAUAUACAUGGAUGUGAUUCCCUAUUUGAAAUGAAAAGACUAGAUGCGAGUAGAAAUAAUCU